AUGGAGAUAUAUGCAAAGGCAUAUGACGUUAAAGUUUGGAUAGUCAACAAAAAGGGGAAUUAUCCUCUGACAGCUGCCACUCAACCACUUGCUGAUCCUGAAGAUAUAGAUUCAUAUACAAAUGAGCAAAAGGCAGUGGUACAAGUCAACAACAAGGCGAGAAACUUGCUUUAUAAUGCUAUAAGUGGUGAAGAGUAUGAGAAAAUCUCUAGCUGUGACACUGACAAAGAGAUACGGGACAAGCUUGAGGUUACAUACGAAGGAACUAGCAAGGUAAAGGAAACACAUAUCAACAUGUUGGUUCAUGAUUACGAACUCUUUCAAAUGAAAGAAGGAGAGCCCAUUGAAGAGAUGUUUGCCAGAUUCAGCAAGAUAAUUAGCGAUCUAAAAGCCUUCGGCAAACCAUAUUCAAGUGGUGAUCAAGUUAGAAAGAUUCUUAGAAGCCUACAACUACUUGGCAGACCAUAA
Molecule: messenger RNA, 468 nt
Organism: Nicotiana attenuata
Lineage: Eukaryota; Viridiplantae; Streptophyta; Magnoliopsida; Solanales; Solanaceae
Exons: 1
Coding region: 1-468 (155 amino acids)
Source: RefSeq, a predicted model, not a curated record